Hippopotamus amphibius kiboko is the source of this 1345-nucleotide messenger RNA. Its product is annotated as medium-chain specific acyl-CoA dehydrogenase, mitochondrial-like. Gene Ontology annotation, molecular function: medium-chain fatty acyl-CoA dehydrogenase activity; flavin adenine dinucleotide binding. The record is from RefSeq and is a predicted model, not a curated record. NCBI's taxonomy places the organism in Eukaryota, Metazoa, Chordata, Mammalia, Artiodactyla, Hippopotamidae. Gene Ontology annotation, biological process: medium-chain fatty acid catabolic process; fatty acid beta-oxidation. Gene Ontology annotation, cellular component: mitochondrion. The transcript has a single exon.
AUGGCAGCGCUGUUUAGGUGAAGCUGAGGGGCACUGAAAAGUCAUUCUCAUUUUGAGUGGAGAUCACAACAUACAAAAGCUGUCCAACACCGUGAACCAGGAUCAGGAUUUAAUUUUGAGUUCACUGAACAGCUGAAAGAAUUUCAAGCUACUGCUCGUAAAUUUGCUAGGGAAGAAAUAAUCCCAGUUGCUGCAGAAUAUGAUAAGACUGGCCAGUACCCUGUCCCACUAAUUAAAAGAGCCUGGGAACUUGGUUUACUUAAUACACACAUUCCAGAAAGUUGUGGAGGCCUUGGAUUUGGAGCUUUUGAUAGCUUUUUAAUUACUGAAGAAUUGGCUUAUGGAUGUACAGGAAUUCAGACUGCUCUGGAAGCAAAGUCUCUGGGGCAAAUGCCUGUUAUUAUUGCUGGAAAUAACCAACAAAAAAAGAAAUAUUUGGGGAGAAUGACUGAGGAGCCACUGAUGUGUGCCUACUGUGUAACAGAACCUGGAGCAGGCUCUGAUGUAGCUGCUAUAAAGACCAAAGCAGAAAAGAAAGGAGAUGAAUAUAUUAUUAAUGGUCAGAAGAUGUGGAUAACCAAUGGAAGAAAAGCUAGUUGGUAUUUUUUAUUUGCUCAUACUGAUCUGGAUCCUAAGGCUUCUCCUGGUAAAGGCUUUACUGGAUUUAUUGUGGAAGCAGACACCCCAGGAAUACACAUUGCAAGAAAGGAAUUAAAUACGGGUCAGCGAUGUUCAGAUACAAGAGGAAUUGUCUUUGAAGAUGUGAGAGUGCCUAAGGAAAAUGUUUUAAUGGGUGAGGGAGCUGGUUUCAAAAUUGCAAUGGGAGCUUUCGAUAGAACUAGACCUCUAGUAGCAGCUGGUGCUGUGGGUCUAGCACAAAGAGCUUUGGGUGAAGCUACCAAGUAUGCCCUGGAGAGGAAGACUUUGGGGAAGCUGCUUGUAGAGCACCAAGGAAUAUCAUUUUUGCUGGCUGACAUGGCAAUGAAAGUUGAACUAGCUAGACUGAGUUACCUGAGAGCAGCUUGGGAGGUUGAUUCUGGUCGCCGAAAUACCUAUUACGCCUCUAUUGCAAAGCUAUAUGCUGGAGAUAUUGCAAAUCAGGUAGCUACUGAUGCUGUUCAGAUUUUCGGAGGCAGUGGAUAUAAUACAGAACAUCCUGUAGAAAAACUAAUGAGGGAUGCCAAGAUCUAUCAGAUUUAUGAAGGUACAGCACAAAUUCAAAGGCUUAUUAUAGCCCGUGAACACAUUAGCAAGUAUAAAAAUUAACCAGAUCACCAUUGUUAAUAAUUGUGGAGUAAUUAGAACAUGAUCUACUAUUUACACUCUGGGAAAGAGAAAGGGCUUU